AUGGCUGCAUUCCCACCAGGUGUUUCCCUAGGGGAUGGGGCACCACAUAGUAUCAUGGCUCCCGAGACUUUGCCCCUCAAAAGCGAAAAAAGGGACAAGGAACAGCAAUUCAAGCAGAAUUUGCUGCUUCAGCACAAUCCGCCCACUUGUGAACCCGUAGACGAAAGCAACCGUCGACCUUCGUGCAUUUCAGCAUCAGCAGCAAUAACACCACCACCCGUAGGAGAAACCACACCCGCCAGAGCAGCAGGAGCAGUAGAGACACCAGGAGCAGCAGCAGCGACCGAGACAGAAGGCUGCUUGCUUCAAUGGUUUCCGGGGUUCGACCUUCCUAUUGGCCUUAAAGGCCGAGCUAUCCUCAGGCGCGUCCUCAACCAAAGAAGAUCUCUCGAUGCCGCAAGAUGUAAGCAGAUCCUUUCCGAGCACGGGAUCGUGUUGGGCCGCGGCGUGCCAGGCCAUACAACAAAUUGGGGUGGCCUGACAGUGAAGGAGCUGCUGCACGCAGCUCACCUAUUGGGAUGCUGGCGCCAGGUGGAGGAAUUAUGUUUGUCUUUCUGCUGUAGCAAUGGCCUCAAAAUAGAAUGGGUUAAGGAAUUACGUGCCAAAGGACCCCACCAGGUUACCCUUGCCAACCUCUUGUCCAUGAAAAGAAAUGCAGCAGCAGAAGCACGCAGAAAGAGGCAGCAGCACACAAGCACUAACGCUGCUGCUGCUACCUCUUCUUCUGGUGCCUCAGUUGCUGCAGCAGCUGCUACUCCGAAUGGCAAGAGCGGACCCACACCAGAAGACAUCGCUAGUGCAACAACUGUUGCGUCCACCGCAGCAACAGCAGCAGAAGGGCAAGAAAGCAAACUAACCAUACCUGGUAGGAGAGGGGGCGCUCGGCAGGCAACGCCAGGCCUCAAGCUACGGAAGAGCUGCGCAAGGGCGAGAAAGGGACGGAUUGACUACCAGCAGCAACAGCAGCAGCAGCAUGUACAAGAAGGGGAAAGUACCAACAGCAGCACACCCACUGCAGCAGCAGCAGCUGCAGACACCAACUUUAGCUGCUCCAUGUCCAGUCUUCCCCUACAUCCUCAGACCGAAGAUAUGCCUGUAGGGGGUGCUUCAGGGGGUCAUUCCCAGCAACAGCAGCAGCAGCAGCAGCAUAUUUUGCAAAGCCAACCAACAGCACCAGAGAAUGCACUUGUGGAGGGUGCCUUCGCUCCAGAAUUAUGCAGAAGCCCCCGUGAGACGCCACUGAGGCCAUCUCACGAACCACCAGUUUUCGACCCCUUUGAAGAAGGCACGAGACGAAGCAGCAACAGCAGGCGCAACAGCAGGAGGCAGCAGCAACAGCAGCAAAAACAGAGGCUGCUGCCGAUGCAUGCGCCUCCGUCUGGAGCCCCACACCACAGCGGCGAAGCUGCUGCUCCAGCUGCUGAUGUGGUUCCUGCUUUCUGCACAGGGAUCUCAAGCUGGUCUAGCAACUACGGAGGAGCCCUUCAUAAUGUGACCGAACUAAAAGGGGCACCAGAGGGACCUCCUCCGGGAAUGCCCAUCAGCCCGCCGUUUGGAGCUAGCACAUGGUGUGUGCAGCAACAGGAGCUGCAGCAGCAAGGGCUGCAGCAGCAGGAGCUUCAACAGCAGGAGCUGCAGCAGCACGAGCUGCAGCAGCAGGAGCAACACCAACAGCAACAGCCCGAACAACAGCACGAGCAACAUCAACAGGUGCUGCUGCAUCACGAACAACAACAAGGGGCAAGCCAUAUGGUCUUUCCUGAUUUUCAGUGGACCUCAGGCGCAUGUGCCGGCGAGAAGAAACAGGAGAUAGCAGCAACAGCCUCACAGCCACCACUAGUGCCAGCGCGAGCAGCAACAGCGGCAGAAGCCGCCGCCGCUGCUGCUGCCCAACAGCUUCAACUUGAAGACUGCUAUAUCGAGACUUCCUAUUUGUAUGCAGACGCUCACCAAGGCACUACCAUAAGCGACGCAGCAGCAGCAGCAAUCCCAUCGGAACCUGGUACCGCUGCGCCUCUUAUGUAUGACUGGAGCAAUCACUUUCAAAAAGCCGGCAACAUGCAGCAGCAGCAGACUCAUCUGGGCGCUCCGCAGCAGUGGCUAUCGCCAAUGCUCCCCAAUUAUAGUGGACCGCCCCCCCCGCCCCCUCCGAGCCCCAGGUUUUCAUUGCCACAGGGAGAAAUGCCUGGAGUAACUCCACUGCAACUGUGCGCUGCUCAGCCGCUGCCAUCUCUUGCGUCUCCGUGCCCGCUGCAGCUCGGCAAAAGUGGAGUGCCUCACGACAGCAGCAGCGAUGUGAGCUGUGCAUCUUGGCGAAUCAAAGGGUCCAGGAGCAGCAAAAGCACCAGCAGUAGCACCAGCUGUGGCGUUGUACCAAAUUACUCAGGGAGAGUUGCAUCAAACUCAAGUGUCCCUCAGCGGCGGACAGCAACUCGGGGCACCCAAGCUGUUGCGGCGUCUCGAUCGCGGCACCGUGCCAAGUCAGGAGAAGCAGCAGCAGACGCAGCUGCCGCCGUAGCCACUGGCUACCAGCAACACCGAGGAGCGCAGUCGGGCGUUCCUUCGCUGCAGCAGCUCCUAGCGUCGAGCAGUAGUGAUAGCUGCAGCUGCUGCAGCGCCAGUAGCGGAGAUGAGGACACACCGUAUCCUUCUUUGCUCCCUUCCCAGAGUGUUGGCUUUCAGUAUGGGGAGAAGGAGCCCUCGCUGCAACAGCAGCCGCAGCAAAUACCGUUGGGUUCUUAUGUAACAACAGCUGUUGCAGGCAGAGUCCAAGAGGGCAUGACGAAGACAGCCGCGUUGGGGGUCCCUCCCUCCCUCCAUGUGUCGUCACCGCAGAGGCCCUGGCUUCACCCUUCAGGGGUUCCGUACGUUGAAGGGUUCAUUUCUGGUGCAGACGCAGCCCUAGCAACGCCCGGAGAAACAGCAGUGGAAGGAGCAGCCGACUCACAUGCGACAGCGCAGUCCCAUGAGGGAUGGUGGGCCGGCACUGACACUCCCCUGCUGCUCUCACCAGGCCACACACCAGUGGGGGCUCCUCCGUGGAACCCAUCAGACACAACACACAUUCUUUUUAGAAGUGAAACUUUACAGCAGCAGCAACAACAAUCAUUCUCGCUGCAACCGCAGCAACAGCGACAGCUCCCGGCACAUCAUGAGCAACAACCACAUCAGCAGCAGCGGCAGCAUACUCUGCUGCUGCAGCAAGAGGUUACCCCAGGAGCCCUUCAACCCCAGGCACAGUGUGCCCAAGAAGACGAGUGGGGAUCUUCCGGCCCUACUUCCUCCUCCAAUUCGUUUCCUACCGACCCUAACGCAGUUAAUUUGCAUGGAGUAACAGCAGCAGCUGCUGCUGCCACUGAUGCUGCUGCUGCUGUUGCAGAGCCUGUCGCUGUAGCUCUGCAGCCAGACGCAGCUGACAUGCACACCGCACCUCCGUUGCUCCUGCAACGAAAACAGCAACUGCACUCUUUGGAGCAGCAGCAACAGCAGCACAACAUGCAGCAGCCACGGCAGAGACGCAGGGCUAAAGGGAAUGGGGCGGAGCGGCAGGUGCAAAAGCGACCGCGGAACGAUAGCAGCAGAAACACAAAACGCAGUGAGCAGCAGCAGCCGCAGAAGCUGCUGUUGCAGCAAGAAAUGAACCCGUGCUUCCCCGUGCAGACGCAGGCACAGCAGCAGAUGUUGCUGCAGCAGGCCGCAGUUUCCAACCCACAGACUGCCGGAAUAUGCUGCAGCAGCAGCAAUUUGCUGCGGCAGCAAGUAUCACCGCAGCUGCCGCCAGAGCAAGAAGAUUAUGCUGCAUCUACAGCAGUCGGUGUUGGCGUGUCGGAGGCAUAUUCUGCUGUAGCAGCAGGCCAACUAUUCCAGUCGCCCUGGCCUCUAGAUGCCGCAGAUCCAACGGCAGCAGCAGCUGCUGCUGCGUGCGGCAGUUCUGGGACUCCACAAGGUGCACUGCAGGUUGCACCUCCAGCAUGA
Eimeria tenella is the source of this 3975-nucleotide messenger RNA. RefSeq lists its product as uncharacterized. Bases 1 to 3975 code for a protein of 1324 amino acids. The record is from RefSeq and is a predicted model, not a curated record. The transcript has 2 exons. NCBI's taxonomy places the organism in Eukaryota, Apicomplexa, Conoidasida, Eucoccidiorida, Eimeriidae.